This is a messenger RNA of Scophthalmus maximus (turbot), 1581 nucleotides long. RefSeq names its product platelet-derived growth factor receptor-like protein. The record is from RefSeq and is a predicted model, not a curated record. Lineage: Eukaryota; Metazoa; Chordata; Actinopteri; Pleuronectiformes; Scophthalmidae. The coding region runs from base 207 to 1391 and encodes 394 amino acids. The transcript is spliced from 7 exons.
CAGUCAGGAGGAAUUUGGGGGACUAAUGCCACUCUCAGGAGGAGGAAUUUUGUGUGAUUCUGGUAAACAGCUGACCGCUCACUUUGCGAGCUCGGCCCUCCUCCUCUUCCCUCUCCUCUCUUUCCUUCCCUCCUUUUGGUUUGUGCCGUUUGUCUCCGCAUUGAACUAACAAUCCACACGCCGCUCUGAUAAUCCACCGGUCGACCAUGCCUUUGGUGAACGUGUUUGGGUCGAAGGGGAGGCUGGUGCUGAGCGCUCUCCUUGUUUGUGCUGUAAUCUUCGAGUUAGCUUAUUGUCAAAAGGAUGCCCCAAAACAGAGGCCCACAGCGGGGAGGAAGACCAAGCCGAGCAAACCCAAACCGGAGAAGUCAACAAAUGAAGGGUCCAAAGCUGGAACAGCCAAACCCAAGAUCAAAUCUACGGCUGCAGCCCACGCUCAGGCCUCCCUCACACAGGUGCUGAACAGGGGGAAGUUUAAGAAAGUGGGAGAAACCAUAAGCGUGCAGACAGGAGACACCCUGGAGCUGAGGUGCAGGGGCAAACCUGUGAAGUGGAGCGUCCCCUCAUACCUGGAGGAGGACGACGAUGGAAGGCUCAGGACUGUCCAGCAUGAGCGAUACGGCGUUCUGACGUUAGUCAACAGCACUGGAGCAGACACAGGCGAGUACGCCUGUUACCCAAUGUACUGCGAAGACACAGACUGCAGGAAGGAGUACGACAAAGCUGUAAAGGUCUUCGUCUUCUUUCCCGACCCACAAGAACUUUUUGUUCCAUCGGCUGACUACUAUGAGGUGAUUCAGCUGAGAACCAACUGGCCGACGGUCCUCCCCUGCCAGGUGACGUCACCUGGGGCCAAAGUAACCCUGCACCGCGAGUUUCCACCGGUGGAGGUGGCGGUGGACGGAACGGAGAUCUCCUUCAAUGUCAAGAAGGGCUUCACCAUCCACCGACCCCGGCCUCAUCACGCCGGAGCCUUGUACUGUGUAGCCAGUCUGGGCAACCUGAGGCAGAGCUCCACCAAGUACAUGCUCAUCUACGUCAACUACCCCAUGGCUCCCCCUGCCCCAGUGAUCCAGGCCUCGUCGGGUUCGGUGGUUGUCGGGGAGAACCUGCGUGUCGGCUGCACUGUGAUGGGAGAACAGGACGUGGCGGUGGAGUUUACCUGGGAAUACCCAGGACAGCAGAUCGGGAGGCCUCUGUACACGCAGGAGAGCGUCAGUCCAGUCGGCGGAGGAGCGGCUCGACAGCAGUCUCAGUCCGUCCUGCUGGUGGACGAAGUGAGGAGCGUGGACCAGGGGACGUACACCUGCACCGCCCAGAACCUGCAAGGGGCCAAAUCGGUGUCCGCCACAGUAAAAGUGGUCCCCAAGGCAAAACCUAAGAAACCCUGACCCACCACGGCUGCAGGACAACACUGAGAGAGAGUUUGAGACAGAGGGAGGAACAGCAGAUAUAACGAUUAAACAUACUGCGACAUUACAGAGAUUUAUUUUUUGUUUAGAUGAAUUGAUGUGGUUCUCCAAGCUAGCAAAAAUGCUAUUAUUAAAAUCAUUUUCGAGUAUUAAAUAUUUUAUAUACACA